Messenger RNA from Penicillium griseofulvum, 1146 nucleotides. RefSeq lists its product as uncharacterized. The transcript has 4 exons. NCBI's taxonomy places the organism in Eukaryota, Fungi, Ascomycota, Eurotiomycetes, Eurotiales, Aspergillaceae. The record is from RefSeq and is a predicted model, not a curated record. The coding region runs from base 1 to 1146 and encodes 381 amino acids.
AUGGCGUUUCUAAAGUUAUCCACAAGCGCACUUGUUCUUCUCAAUCUCUACCUUGCUCAGCCAACCGAUGCUAGAAGCUGUGAUGGCACACAGGGAGCAACGUUAAAGACCAACCAAGCUGUCAUCAGAGGUGUCCCCCAAUGUCCUGAAAACGACGGUGAUAUCAUUGAGACCAGUGAUGGUGCCUACUACAACUUCCAGUGUUGUAUGCACGAGGCUACGGGAUCGACGUUCAUCAAAACCGUUCGGACGACAGGGUAUGAUGAUUGUAUCAACCAAUGCACCUUGACAGACGAUUGCCAAGCAUUCCGCUACGUCUUCGGUGACUACAACGGCGAAAGCGCUGGGGAUUGUAGACUUUACGGAAGUGGCGUUUUCUCAGACAAGAAGUGCGGAAACACGCUACACGACUGGGCCUACCUAACCGAUCCUCCGGUGAUCGAGGUCCCGGAGAAUGUGCGGGCAGCAUGCUCAACUGAGUGCCCCGAUGCAGAUGGUCAAAUAUACACCGCCAAAAACAAACAGGUGUUCCAUUUGGAUUGUCAAAAGCGCCAUGGAACUGCUUGGUUCCACAAGCUGGAUUCCAACUCCCUGAAGGAAUGCACAGAGUCCUGCGCUUCGGUCAUCGGAUGCCAGAGUGUCGACUACCAUAAACGGACCAAGAAGUGCUUCCUCGGCAAGCGCACCUCAAAGCCAACUCUCGACGCCCCCGGAUGGGCAACUGCUUAUUCUCUUGGUUGCUCGGGAGGAUGCACUCAGGACUCGUGUGGUGAGACGUGUGGCUCAGCUGCUCCUCCAACCAAUAUCACUCCCCCACCGGAACAGGAACAAGAGCCUAUUGUCCCCGCCAACCCUUCCACGCCUCCUGCGCCUAGGGAGGUAAAGUGCUAUGAUGACGACAACUCGCAAGUCGACGUAGAUGGUACAAAGUACGAGAUUCGGUGUGACAAGCAGUACCGUGAGGACAGUCGGCACGUUGCAUCUGGUAUCUCCUACACCGAGUGCAUCAACCUGUGCAGCGCAGACUCCACCUGCAACUCAGUUGAUUACUGGGACCCUAAUGGUGGAAGGUCAUGCUACCUUUUCAGCGGUACUGGAGAGCCAACCCACUCAACCAAUAUGAACUGGGCCGCCUUCAAGGUUUGA